CUGGGAAAAAUCGUGAAUGAAGACCUUUCUCGAUGGUCCCCCGCGCGAAACUUCUCACCACCACACUUCCCGAGCGAAAUCUUGUUGUUUUGUCCUUUGCCUGCACCUCGAAGAUCCCUCCCAUCUAUUUUAGAUUCACAUCGAAACAACAUCUUGCCCUUCUUGUCUACUGAUAUACUUCUCAUUUGACACUCGACACCCUCGACUCGGUGCGCGCUAUCUGCGUUAUCCCACCGCUUCCGAUAGUAACCUUGAUGGGUUUGAGCCUCGACCUUUGAUCCCGACCUCGAAACCCCUCUCAGCUACCUUGCGAGCUGCGAAUGGGAGCAACUCCGUUCCAGGCGCUGCUUGGGCAGCUCGAGAUAAUGAACGACAACCGCGCCUACAACCCGUCGUCGGGAGGAAAUAUGGACAUGAUGUUCUCGCAGGAUGGUUCGAUCGACGCGGCAGACGUCUGGGCGAACGCGUUGCCAUGGGAUAGCUCGUCGAAUGCUUAUACCCAAGCCACGAAUACCGAAGCGCCGUCUCCCCAUCCCACGACCGAAGAUUCUUUCCACCAGUCGCACCACGACCACUACUUCGGCAGCGGACACAGCAGCAGGUCUACAAUCAUCUACGAGGAGAAAUGCGACAGCCCAGAGUGCCACGUUCAGGAAUGUCACGAGCCCGACUGUGCGGAAGAUCUCGUCGAAUGCACCGACCCUUACUGCUUGCCCAUUGACGCCUGCCCCGACCCAGAUGUCUGUCACAGCGGGAGCACAAAAUGCGCGGGGAGUCUCGAGAUGGACAUCGUGUCCGCAGCUGCGAGUCUGGCGGCCAUGAAGCCCCCGACAAUGUCGAACGGGCAAUUUUACAACGGUCCGCAAAACUAUGAUUUUUGCGCUACGAUCGCGAACGGGUACACGAGUGCCACUCACCCACCUCACUUCGGCGCCUGCAUGUUCACCAAUGCCUACAUGCCUUCCUACAACAAUGGCGGCAUGAUGGGAGCGGCGCAGGACAGCGGUAUGUGCCAAUACAUCAACAACAACAGCAAUUUCUGCCAAAGUCACGAGACCUACCAUAAUAUGGGUCCUCCCUCCUUCCAAAACUCAACCCUCCAAUACGCCAUGUCCCUCCGCGACCUCUCCUCCCGCUCCUCCUCUUCCCAAGACCCCUUCGCCUUCUCCACCGAACCAACCCCCUCCUCCGCAUCAACCUACUCCUCCCCCCACCCCCCAUCCGACGUCGCCCUCCUCACCCCGGCCUCGCAACCCGAUCCCAACUUCCCCGUCCCCGUCUGCCAAUGGCACGACACCCCCACCUCCACGCCCUGCUCCAAAACCUUCGCCACGAAAGCGGCGCUGCAAUCGCACAUCCAAUCUGUGCACACCGCUCCCCUCUCCAAAUCUCUUGGCUUCGUCUGCCGCUGGUCUGGAUGCAGUCGUCUCUCUCUCCCAGCCGACCGCGCAGGGUUCGCCCAGCGCUCGAAAUUGGAUAGACAUAUGCAGUCACACACUGGGCACAAGGCGUGUAAGUGCCCUGAAUGCCACCACGAGUUCAGCACCUCCCAGACCCUCGAGAGUCACAUGCGCACACACACCGGCGACAAGCCAUUCAAGUGCAAAGAGCCCGGAUGUGACUACGAAGCUGCCCAGGCGAGUCAAUUGACGAUGCACACGCGCACCAAGCAUACGCGCGAGAAGCCCCUUCUCUGCGACUUCCCUGGGUGCGGACGCCGCUUCGCAGAGAGUAGUAAUCUGAGUAAGCAUAAGAAGAUCCAUGAGCCGGAGGAGGAGUGUCGGUGCGGGGUGUGUGGGAAGAGUUUUAGGCGGCGCGAUCAGUUGAGGCGGCAUUUGAAGAUUCAUGUUCGCAAGGAUGGGUUGAGUGAGGUCGGGGCGAGGAAGGCGUUGGGGGGGAAGAGGGGGGAGGAGAUGAGUGAGACGGGGAGUCAGUUGCUCAGUCCGAGUCCGAGUGUGCCACCGGGAGGGGCGGGGAUGGAGAUGGAGUUUAAUGAGGAGGCACGGAUGGGGAUGGAUAUGGAGAUUGAUGGGGGGUCGAUGAUGGCCUCACAGCAAUCAAUGACAGCCCAAUCUAACUGGGCUAUGACCUGAUCUCCUCACUUUUUAUCUCACAACACCACCACCACCACCAUCACAUCACAUCACAUCACACCAACACCAACACCAACACCUUCACCACCACGAUUCAGCGAGCACUUGCAAGCAUUAAUCAGCCCCAAAAAGUUAGCGAAAGCGCCCCAUCUGCACUAUUCACGACAUCAUAAUUGCCAGCCCGUCUAUCUAUUGGAUGUUCUUCUCACGUGUGCGAAUUUUUUACUUCGGUCGGUUUGGACAACAAAAAGCAAUAAUGACUCUUUUUUUGUUAAAGAGAUUUUUUUCGUCUUCUUCUUGAGCAAUGUUGUUAUUAUCUUAGACAGCGCCUUUUGGGUGUGGGAAAAAUGGGAUGGAUGGAUGGGAGGAUUUUUUUAAAAGGAUAGGAUAUGGAAAAUGGGAUGGAUGGACGGCCUUAGGGGAUGAAAAUGAAACAAGGGAUGGCGGAAUAGAAAAAGGGAAAGGAAAAGGAAAGAGAAUGGAAAAUGGGGGGUAAUGAUCACGUAAUCCACGCUGUUGAUGAAAAGGGAAGUACUGUUUUGAAAAAAAAAGUGCGUUCGGGGAGCAGUGGAGAAGGGGAGGAGGGGAUACCACAGGGUUUUAUCUUGGCCUUGUCCAAUGAUUUAGUAGACAACGAAACGAAAGGGGAAUGAAAAGAAUAG
Pseudogymnoascus verrucosus is the source of this 2755-nucleotide messenger RNA. It is a transcript of the gene SUR1, whose product is annotated as zinc-finger protein. The record is from RefSeq and is a predicted model, not a curated record. NCBI's taxonomy places the organism in Eukaryota, Fungi, Ascomycota, Leotiomycetes, Thelebolales, Thelebolaceae. Gene Ontology annotation, biological process: regulation of transcription by RNA polymerase II. The transcript is spliced from 3 exons. Bases 321 to 2093 code for a protein of 590 amino acids. Gene Ontology annotation, molecular function: RNA polymerase II cis-regulatory region sequence-specific DNA binding; DNA-binding transcription factor activity.